This is a messenger RNA of Cetraspora pellucida, 429 nucleotides long. NCBI's taxonomy places the organism in Eukaryota, Fungi, Glomeromycota, Glomeromycetes, Diversisporales, Gigasporaceae. The record is from the annotation of a GenBank genome assembly.
AUGAAUUAUAAAUUACAACAAACUCUUUUAAAGAUUCAUGAAUUACUUCAACCUAAAGAAAAUAAUAUAAAAAUUCAAUUUCUAAAAGACCAAAUUCAAAUAACUUAUCCUAAUAAAGAUUCUUUAAAUACUUUAAUUAAAGAAACUAUUUUACUUGUUUUUCAUCAAAAGAAAGAUACUAAAAUCCAGAAUUAUAUUAAAGAAAUUUUUGAAGCAUCUCUCAACUUUGAUUUAGAAUAUUUAAAUGAAGAAAAUACUAAUAACCUCUUGCAAGUCUUGGUAAAACCUAACCUUUCAAAUGGAAUAAACCUUUUUCUGUAUUCUAAACUAGAAACCAAGUUUAGCCAAAUAGAUAAAAAGACUUUUUUACAAAAUAUUAAACAGAAAAUACAAAGAAAUAGGACUUAUAUCUUAAAAAUUGCUUUCUGA